AUGGUUUUAGAUAUAAAUUUAUUUCGUAAAGAGAAAGGAGGAAAUCCUGAUAAGAUAAAAGAGUCUGAAAGGAAACGUUAUCAUGAUGAAAGUAAUGUAGAUAAAGUAAUUGAAUGUGAUGAUAAGUGGAGGAAGUGUAUAUUUGAAUUAGAAGAAUUAAAAAAAAAUAUGAAUAUGAUAAAUAAAGAGAUAGGAAAUAAAAAGAAGGCUGAUAAGAAUGCUGAUGUUGAAGAUUUGAAAAAGAAGAGUUUAAAUAUAAAGGAAGAAAUACCUAAAUAUCAAUUGAAAGAAAAAGAAUUAUUAAAAGAAAGAAAUAAGUAUAUAAGUAAGAUAGGUAAUUUAUUAAAUAUUAAAGUAGUAUGUUCAGAUAAUGAAGAUAAUAAUAAGAUAGUUAAAACAUGGGGUGAAUGUAAAAUACUUGCACCAUGUGAAGAAACUGAUAGUAGUAUACAUGAUAAUGUAAUAAAUAAUAAUAAUAUUAAAAGAGAAACAUUAAAUAAUGAAAUUGAAAAUAAAAAAAAAAUAAAAUAUUAUUAUCAUUAUGAUUUAUUAAGAAAAAUAGGUGGAGCUAAUUUUAAAAAAGGUAUACAAGUAGCAGGUCAUCGUGGUUAUUAUUUAACAGGUGCAGGUUUCUUAUUACAUAAUGCUAUACUACAAUAUGCUUUAAAUUUUUUAGUUAAUAAAAAAUAUGUACCAGUAUAUCCUCCAUUUUUUAUGAAAAAAAAUAUUAUGGAAGAAUGUGCUGAACUUGAUGAUUUUGAAGAAACACUUUAUAAAAUAUCAUCUACAUCAAAUUCAGCAUUAUCAUCUCAACAAUUAUCAUCAUCACCUACAAAUGUGAAAAAUGAUACAGCAUGUAGCCCUCAGAAAAAAACAAAUAUUCCAUCAAAUGAAGAUUUAACAAGAGAUGAUUUAUUUUUAAUAGCUACCUCAGAACAACCAUUAUGUGCCUUACAUAAAGAUGAAACUAUAGAAUCAAAAAGGUUGCCACUAAAAUAUGCAGGAUUAUCUUCUUGCUUUAGAAAAGAAGCAGGGGCACAUGGAAAGGAUAUUAGAGGAAUCUUACGUGUUCAUCAAUUUGAUAAGGUUGAACAGUUUUGUAUUUCCUUACCACAAAAUAGUAAUAAAGUACAUGAAGAAAUGAUUAAAACAUGUGAAGAAUUUUAUCAAUCUUUAAAUAUACCAUAUAGAAUUGUUAGUAUUGUAUCAGGAGCUUUAAAUAACGCAGCUUCUAUUAAAUAUGAUUUAGAAGGAUUCUUUCCUACUAGUAAUCAAUAUAGAGAAUUAGUAUCUUGUAGUAAUUGCACAGAUUAUCAAAGUAUUAAUCUUAAUAUAAGAUAUUCAGAUUCAAGUAUUAAAAUUAAUGAUUUAAAUAAAAAUACAAACCUAAAUGAUGAAAUGGAUACUGAAUAUGAACAGUUUUUAAAGAAUUUUCACACAGAAAAUAAAUAUCAUGUUCAUCUAUUAAAUGGAACAAUGGUAGCUGCACAAAGAUUCUUAUGUUGUCUACUAGAAAAUUAUCAAAACGGAGAAGGUAUUGUAGUUCCAGAAAAAUUACGCCCAUACAUGAACAACAUGGAUUUUAUACCCUUUACGGAGUGA
Messenger RNA from Plasmodium gaboni, 1602 nucleotides. RefSeq names its product putative serine--tRNA ligase. NCBI's taxonomy places the organism in Eukaryota, Apicomplexa, Aconoidasida, Haemosporida, Plasmodiidae. The coding region runs from base 1 to 1602 and encodes 533 amino acids. Gene Ontology annotation, molecular function: ATP binding; serine-tRNA ligase activity; tRNA binding. The transcript has a single exon. Gene Ontology annotation, biological process: seryl-tRNA aminoacylation. The record is from RefSeq and is a predicted model, not a curated record. Gene Ontology annotation, cellular component: cytosol.